Lipotes vexillifer (Yangtze River dolphin) is the source of this 2305-nucleotide messenger RNA. It is a transcript of the gene GPAT4, whose product is annotated as glycerol-3-phosphate acyltransferase 4. Bases 918 to 2288 code for a protein of 456 amino acids. Gene Ontology annotation, biological process: triglyceride biosynthetic process. The record is from RefSeq and is a predicted model, not a curated record. Gene Ontology annotation, cellular component: endoplasmic reticulum. NCBI's taxonomy places the organism in Eukaryota, Metazoa, Chordata, Mammalia, Artiodactyla, Lipotidae. Gene Ontology annotation, molecular function: glycerol-3-phosphate O-acyltransferase activity. The transcript has 12 exons.
GGGCGCGCGCACGUCCUUACGCACGCCUCGGCCGGCGGCGGCGAGGGCGGGGCGGACGGUCCCCGGAGGGAUUUGCCUCCUGGAAUCUCGAGGUAGCUUCGGCAGCAUGUGAGCAACUUCUUGCCAAGGACCGGGUCACCGCCGAGAAGGGGGCCUUAGGGAGAAAAGUAUUCAGAGGAAACCAGCGCCAGACGCGUCUGGAAUUCCACGCACCGCAGGCAGCAUGAGGUGUGCCGUGCCAGCACCUGCGGCCUCCCGGCACAGCCUCUAGCUCUCCAGAGAGGAGGGUCCUGGGAGCAGUGCGCCCGGAGCCUCUCCAGGGGAAGCACGGGGCCAGGCGUGAACGCUCUAUGAUGGACGCAAUUUUCAGCUUAUGAAGGAGUUUUAAGGAAAACAGUUAUUUAAUUUCCACAUAUUCAUGUUCGCUAGCCUUCUGUGGGAAGUGCCAGCAGUCACCCUCCUCCACUGGAGUUAUCAGGAUUUUUCUGGCACCGAGUUGAACUCUUCUUGGUACUUCUGGCAAUGACACAUCCUCAGGAGAGAUUUAUCUGCUAAAUGCUCUUGGACAAGAGAAAAAGUAAAACUUCUGGAAGCAGCGUGAGAGUAGCAGAGCCCAGAUCGCGCCCUCGUCGCCGCUCACUCACUCAGACACUCUGCCUGGCCUCGGAUGCUGGCACUGAAGACUGACCCUGCCCCGUCCACCCCUGCAGCCCGUCUCUUCUGGGGAGGGCUGGCCGCCUCGGGGGCCCCCUUCUGCUCUCAUCCUACUCCCAGGCUCUCUGUUCCGGCCGUCGAGUGACGUGAACUUGGGAAUGGAGUUGGUGCCCCUCCCCAGGCCGGUGCUGUCGGAGAGGACCAUCUGAGGCCGAGCUUUGUUCGUGGGGAGGAGGGCGCUGGCCUGGCCUGCAUCCUCCACCAUGUUCCUGUUGCUGCCUUUUGACAGCCUGAUUGUCAGCCUCCUGGGCAUCUCCCUGACCGUCGUCUUCACCCUCCUCCUGGUUUUCAUCAUAGCCCCCGCCAUUUUCGGAGUCUCCUUUGGUAUCCGAAAGCUCUACAUGAAAACUUUGUUAAAGAUCUUUGCGUGGGCGACCUUGAGGAUGGAGCGAGGCGCCAAGGAGAAGAACCACCAGCUCUACAAGCCCUACACCAACGGAAUCAUUGCAAAAGAUCCCACGUCACUAGAAGAAGAGAUCAAAGAAAUUCGCCGGAGUGGUAGCAGUAAGGCUCUGGACAACACUCCUGAGUUUGAGCUCUCUGACAUUUUCUACUUCUGCCGGAAAGGGAUGGAGACCAUUAUGGACGAUGAGGUGACAAAGAGGUUCUCGGCAGAGGAGUUGGAGUCCUGGAACUUGCUGAGCAGGACCAAUUACAACUUCCAGUACAUCAGCCUUCGGCUCACCGUGCUCUGGGGCUUAGGAGUGCUGAUUCGGUACUGCUUCCUCCUGCCCCUCAGGAUAGCUCUUGCUUUCACGGGGAUUAGCCUCCUGGUGGUGGGCACAACGGUGGUGGGAUACCUGCCAAACGGGAGGUUUAAGGAGUUCCUGAGUAAGCACGUUCACCUGAUGUGCUAUCGCAUCUGCGUACGAGCCCUGACGGCCAUCAUUACCUACCACGACAGGAAGAACCGGCCUCGAAAUGGCGGCAUCUGUGUGGCCAAUCAUACGUCUCCCAUUGACGUCAUCAUUUUGGCCAGUGAUGGCUAUUACGCCAUGGUGGGGCAGGUGCACGGCGGUCUCAUGGGCGUCAUCCAGAGAGCCAUGGUCAAGGCCUGCCCCCACGUCUGGUUCGAGCGCUCGGAAGUGAAGGAUCGCCACCUGGUGGCUAAAAGGCUGACCGAGCACGUGCAGGAUAAAAGCAAGCUGCCCAUCCUCAUCUUCCCGGAGGGAACCUGCAUCAACAAUACAUCUGUGAUGAUGUUCAAAAAGGGAAGUUUUGAAAUUGGAGCCACAGUUUACCCCGUUGCGAUCAAGUACGACCCCCAGUUCGGUGAUGCUUUCUGGAACAGCAGCAAGUACGGGAUGGUGACGUACCUGCUGAGGAUGAUGACCAGCUGGGCCAUCGUCUGCAGCGUGUGGUACCUGCCUCCCAUGACGAGAGAGGCCGAGGAAGAUGCCGUCCAGUUCGCAAACAGGGUGAAGUCCGCCAUUGCCAGGCAGGGAGGCCUUGUGGACCUGCUGUGGGACGGUGGUCUGAAGCGGGAGAAGGUGAAGGACACGUUCAAGGAGGAGCAGCAGAAGCUGUACAGCAAGAUGAUCGUUGGCAACCACGAGGACCGGAGCCGGUCCUGAGCCCGCGCUGCCGCCCG